Brienomyrus brachyistius is the source of this 2223-nucleotide messenger RNA. RefSeq lists its product as uncharacterized. Lineage: Eukaryota; Metazoa; Chordata; Actinopteri; Osteoglossiformes; Mormyridae. The transcript has 2 exons. Bases 69 to 1067 code for a protein of 332 amino acids. The record is from RefSeq and is a predicted model, not a curated record.
AGCCUCAGUUGUAUUCAGACUGGGAAUCAUAACAUACCGGUGCUAGAAGUAGCUUGUAAUAGUCAAAAAUGCCUUGUCAGGAUGUUAAGCUUUCCGAAGAGACGUUCGUGAUAAACGUAAUACCGCUUCUCAAAGACGGUAUCCUUUGCUUUAAUGAUCUUUCAGUCAUUGUAUUUACUAAUGAAGGUAACAUGAAGAACAAAUACGAUGAGCUUCGCUCUUUAAUUAUUAAAGGGAAGGAUAACUUUGCGCAAGCAGAGCAAAGAGCUUAUGGUAUUUUAGGAAAUAUAGAUAAAGAGUGUGAGGAAUUAACUCAACAGAAAGGAAAACUGCAACGACAACAGGAUGACAAGAAAACUGAAUGCAAAAACCUACAAGACCAGCUUGCAAGUCAGCAAAACAUACUACUGGAGCGUCAGAGAUCGUUAGCAAAUGCAAAUACACACUUACAAGCAACGCAGGCAAAAGUUAAUGAGAUGCGUAGAAGAAUGGAGCACGAUGAAGCUGUGAGGAACGCUGGGAUCGGUCUGAUGUUCAUUCCGUUUGUUGGAACCGUAGUUGGAGCUACCCUGAUUGGGGUUUACCAGACAGAUCUGAACAACGCAACUGAUGCUAAAAAUCGGGCUCAAAGUGAAGUUCACAACUGGGAACGUCAAGUGGCAAGUAGUUCUCUAGGUGUUUCUGACUGUCAGACAAAGAUCAACCAGAAGACACAGGAGAUUUCUCAAGCUAACACCAGUUUGGAGGUGUUACGAAGAACCAUAGAAGACGUCACACAGCAGCGCCUUGUUAUAGCUGAUGUCCAGGAGAAGUUCAGGAAUGCUGUCAGGGUUUUGACCGAUCUAGCUGGUAUAGCGAAAGUAGGCGAGGUACAGACAAGGAAGUUUAUUCUGUUUGAGCCCCUCAUGACGGUACUUCAGGAAAUCUUUAAACGUAUUCUCCAAAUGUCAGAUAAGAAGGGUCAUCUUCAGUGUGUCGAAUCAACUUUAAAACCAAUACAAAGUGCUUUUGAAGAGAAUGUGAGAAAGAUGAAAGCUUUGUGUGACAAGGGGGAUGAUUACUGGUAGGAAAAAAAGUAAAACAAAUUUUCAUAAAUGAAAUGAAAGUCAGAAUUUAUCUUUUACAAAAAAUGUGAUAUUACUGAUAUUAAAUUGUAAGAAGUCAAACGCCUCCACAUGGCCAAACAUAACAUUGCAUUUUCUCUUUACAGAGCAUCACAUAUAACAAAAUGAAAUGUAAAAAACAUUUAUUAUAUAUCCAUAUAUGAGAUAAAUGUGAUUGCCCAAAAGACAUGCAAAUUAUCAAUAUAAUUGUAUAAGAACUAUACUGAACAAAAAUAUAAACGCAACACUCUUGUUUCUGCUCCCAUUUUUCAUGAGAUGGACUUAAAGACCUACAAUUCAUUCCAGAUACACAAUAUUACCAUUUCUCUCAAACAUUUCUCACAAAUCAGUCUAAAUGUGUGAUAGUGAGCACUUCUGCUUUGCUGAGAUAAUCCAUCCCACCUCACAGGUGUGCCACAUCAAGAUGCUGAUCUGACAUCAUGGGUAGUGCACAGGUGUACCUUAUACUGCCCACAAUAAAAGGCCACCCUGGAAUGUGCAGUUUUUUGCUUUAUUGGGGGUCUGGGGACUCAGAACCGGUCAGUAUCUGGUGUGACCACCAUUUGCCUCAUGCAAUGCAACACAUCUUCUUCGCAUAGAGUUUAUCAGAUUGUCAAUUGUGGCCUGUGGAAUGUUGGUCCACUCCUCUUCAAUGGCUGUGCGAAGUUGUUGGAUAUUAGUGGGAACUGGUACACGCUGUCGUAUACGCCGGUCAAGCACAUCCCAAACAUGCUCAACGGGUGACAUGUCCGGUGAGUAUGCUGGCCAUGCAAGAACUGGGACAUUUUCAGCUUCCAAGAACUGUGUACAGAUCCUUGCAACAUGGGGCCGUGCAUUAUCUGUCUGAGUGGCUGGUCUCAGACGAUCUUGGAGGUGAACCUGCUGGAUGUGGAGGUCCUGGGCUGGUGUGGUUACACGUGGUCUGCGGUUGUGAGGCCGGUUGGAUGUACUGCCAUAUUCUCUGAAACGCCUUUGGAGACGGCUUAUGGUUGAGAAAUGAACAUUCAAUGCACGAGCAACAGAUCUGGUUGACAUUCCUGCUGUCAGCAUGCCAAUUGCACGCUCCCUCAAUGCUUGUGGCAUCUGUGGCAUUUUGCUGUGAGACAAAACUGCACAUUCC